Molecule: messenger RNA, 528 nt
Organism: Aspergillus neoniger CBS 115656
Lineage: Eukaryota; Fungi; Ascomycota; Eurotiomycetes; Eurotiales; Aspergillaceae
Exons: 1
Source: RefSeq, a predicted model, not a curated record
AAUCUUCCAGAAAGCCUGCAAUGUCUUCAAGAACUUCAAGGCCAGGAAACUAUCUUUGAGUUAAAGUAUCUUGAGAUCAUGUUCAAUGUGGCUGAUGCAGGAACGCAUGUUGAUACCUGCGGUUCAGUCUGGAUAAUUAAGCCUGUAUAUCAAUCAUAUCUACUUAUUUAUAAAAGCCUGCAACGAGUCAUAUUAAACAAGAUUAAUAUUCAGGAAGCCUACAACGAAGUCUUGGAAAACCGAGGCCGUAUUCUAUCUAAUAAGGGUUCUCUGAAAUUAUCCAUGGAUAACAAACAAGAGCGGGCUCUUUUAUGCCUAUAUGCAAUGGGCAGGAUAACAGAUAUUGACUUGGCAGAGCACUUCCGCAAGGCCCUCCUCAGCCUUCCUGAUAAUCAUAGAGCUGAACUUAUUGACAAGCUUAAUAAAAGUAGAUUAGCAUAUGAGCAAGCUGUGAUUCUCUAUUACAUGCCCGCGCUGUUUGCAGAACUACUCCGGCACAACAAGCAGGCUUCUGAGAAAACGCAAAUA